AUGCCCCCUCUCUCCUUCUCCCUCUCUCUUCCUUCACAUCUCUCUUCCAUUUUUUCUCUCCGUUCACUUUACUCUUUCUUUUUUUCUUUCUAUACUUUGAUCUUCAUUGUUACGUUCUUUCUCUUCCUCUUUUUCUUUUCUUUCUUUCUUUCUCUUCCUCUUUUUCUCUUCCCAUAUCUUUCUUUUCCUUUUUCUUUCUCUUCCUCUUUUUCUCUUCUUUCUUUCUCUUCCUCUUUCUUUCUCUUCCUCUUUUUCUCUUCUUUCAUUCUCUUCCUCUUCCUCUUUCUUUCUCUUCCUCUUUUUCUUUUUCCUUAUCUUUCUCUUCCUCUUUCUUUGUCUUCCUCUUUUUUCGCUUCCUCUUCUUUCUUUCUCUUCCUCUUCUUCUAUUCCCUUAUCUUUCUCUUCCUUUUUCUUUGUCUUCCUCUUUUUAUCUUCUUUCUUUCUCUUCCUCUUCCUCUUUCUUUCUCUUUCUCUUUUUCUCUUCUUUCUUUCUCGUCCAUUAUCUUUCUCUUCUUUCUUUCUCUUCUUAACUCGCUCUCCCCGUGUUUCUCUCUCUCUCUCUCUCUCUCUCUCUCUCUCUUUCUAUCUCUCUCAUUUUAUCACGAUGUCUGCUUUGUUAAUUAUUCUUUCUUUUACCUCACCACUCACUAA
Molecule: messenger RNA, 651 nt
Organism: Acanthosepion pharaonis
Lineage: Eukaryota; Metazoa; Mollusca; Cephalopoda; Sepiida; Sepiidae
Source: the annotation of a GenBank genome assembly